Heteronotia binoei (common prickly gecko) is the source of this 2578-nucleotide messenger RNA. It is a transcript of the gene DTX2, whose product is annotated as deltex E3 ubiquitin ligase 2. Gene Ontology annotation, cellular component: nucleoplasm. Gene Ontology annotation, molecular function: ubiquitin protein ligase activity; zinc ion binding. The record is from RefSeq and is a predicted model, not a curated record. The transcript has 10 exons. Bases 240 to 2024 code for a protein of 594 amino acids. Gene Ontology annotation, biological process: protein ubiquitination; Notch signaling pathway. NCBI's taxonomy places the organism in Eukaryota, Metazoa, Chordata, Lepidosauria, Squamata, Gekkonidae.
GGCAGUGAGGGGCGGGGCAAGGGGAAGAAGAGAGUUUCGGGAAGAGGGAACGGCAGCGCGGUUGCUGUCGUGAUGUUUCCGUCGUCCGAAUAAGGGGGUGCUGGCUGCAGGAGGAAGAAGAAAAGAGAACCUCCCUGGACAGGCGACGAGCGCGAGUCUGACUUGCUGAAGAUGAAAGGAUGAACUCUAACUGACAUCAUCCCAAAGCUCUGUUCUCCCGUCUCCCCUGACCGGUCCAAAUGGCAGCUGGGCCGGGUAAUUCAGCUGGGCCGUCUGGUCUUCCUCCCACCCUGCCCGAUCCAGGAGUAGCAGUGUGGGAGUGGCAGGACGAACUGGGCUGGUGGAGGCCGUACCGGAGCAGCGUGUGCAGCUUCAUCGAGCAGUCUUUCCAGGCCCUGCUGAUGAAAGGUCGGCGGCUGUCGGGGACCUGGCCCGUCAACGGCAGCAUCUCCUUGGGACACGUCGACGCCUCCUUGGCCCCAUACAUCAUCGACAUUCAGAGCCUGACGCAAUUCCGGCAGGAUACAGGGACCAUGCGGGCCGUGCGUCGGCAUGUCUUCCAGAUGGACUCGGCGGCCGGGCAGGGCGUUGUCUGGGAGUGGCAGAACGACGAAGGAGACUGGUUCCCAUACGAGAUGAACGUCUGCGUCUACUUGGAGCAAGUCUUCACAGUCAACUGUCCCCUUGUGGAUCUCGGGCCCUUCGGUUACAACUACACUGUCGACUUUGUGACUCAGACCCAGAGCAACAAGACCACCAGCUACCAGCGUAGGAUCCGGAGGCGCGUAGACUCGCCGUAUCCAGUAGCCACGACCACGGGGCCUGCUCACGCAGGGCCCACCUGUUCAUGCCAGCAGUGCCUGUCGAAUAGCGGGUCGGGACCCAUCACCACACGAUAUCGGCAUUCCAUGGUAAACCUUCCUGGGUCUUCAGCUGGAAUGCAGGCGGCCGGCAGGACUGCUGGGUUGGGGGCUUCUCUCCCCGGCUUCCUGCCUUACAACAAACCAGUCAUGUCCGGAGCGAGGUCAAUGCCGAGGCUGAACGCAUACAGCACCGGGGCAGCACUGCAGCCAGCGGCGGUUGGCGGGCCAAGCCCAGGGCAGGUUGUCACCUCCAAAGGAGCGAGUGUUCCAAAACUACCUGUGAAUGUGACCAGACCCAGCAAACUGAGCCAAGCUCUCGCAGGCAUGAUGGCCUUUCUGAUGUCAGUCCCCGGACUUCCUGUGCACCUCACCCCGGUUCCUCAGCCCGCCAGCUCCCAUAGAGCCUCUAAAAAACGCCACUCAGUUAAGGAGGGGAGGAAAACGCCCACCAAAGGUGCCUCCAGCAGCCCUGAAGAGGUGGUGAAAAGGUACUUGGAGGAGCUGAGGGCGCCCCCUGCUGAUGAGGACUGCAUCAUCUGCAUGGAAAAACUGGCCGCGCCUUCGGGCUACAGUGACGUGAGCCACAGCAAGGCAACCAAGCCCGAGAGCGUGGGGAGACUCACCAAGUGUGGCCAUGCCUUCCACCUGCUUUGCCUGCUAGCCAUGUACACCAGUGGGAACAAGGAUGGCAGCCUUCAGUGCCCAUCGUGCAAGGCCAUCUACGGCGAGAAGACGGGCACUCAACCCAGCGGGAGGAUGGACGUUUCCAGGCUCCCAGACUCCCUCCCAGGCCACGAGGGCUGUGGUUCCAUACAGAUCGCGUACUACAUCAGCAAAGGCAUUCAGGGCCCGGAGCAUCCUAACCCAGGCAUGCCCUACACAGCAAGGGGCUUCCCACGUUACUGCUACCUGCCUGAUAACGCAAAUGGGAGAAAGGUGCUGGAGCUCCUCAGAGUGGCUUGGAAGAGGCGUUUGAUCUUCACCGUCGGGACGUCCAGCACAACAGGGGAGAGCAACACCGUGGUGUGGAACGAAAUCCACCACAAGACGGAGAAGAGCUCCAACGCUUCAGGCCACGGCUACCCGGACCCCAACUACUUGGACAACGUGUUGGCUGAGCUUGCGGCUCAGGGCGUCACAGAGGACUGCUUGAGAUCCUGAACGCGCCCCCAGCCCCGAUUUUGGAAGUAGCCAGCAACAGACGCCAGAGCCUGUGCUCUGCCGGACCAAGGGUGCUUAUUCAAGGGUGCCAGCCGUCACCCCCUUUGCCUUAAGCAUUGUUUGCCCUUUUCUGAGCAAUAACACGGUCUCUGGGAUCGUCCCGCCUGGUUGUGGAGAAGGAGGUCUAUAUGUACAUAUACGUACACCUAUAAAAAUCUUUCCCCCCCUAACUUUUUAAGGGCUUCUGAUUCUAACCCACCUCGAAUGUACACGGUAAAGCAUCCUUCCUCCUUUUCGAGGGCAGCAUAGAAGGACGCGACGGCUUAGAUCCCUCCUCCUUGUAUCCUUCCAUUGUACGGUUGCUGUUACCCGAAGUGCCCAGGAGUGGGAAGGAGGGCGGUUUUUCUGUAUUUGUCCCCCACCCACUGGUAUAUUCCACAAUCCAGGCACUGCUGAUGCACUUUGAGAGUAACUAUCCUCUUCUUGUAGGGGAAAAAAGGAUUUCUACCUGCCCGUGUGUUUAUGAACUUAAUAAAAAGUUCGGUUCAGCUGAA